AAAGCGAAGAAUUAAAAUUUAUCGUCUGCAACAUGGCUGCAAGUCAGCUGUUUACAACGUUAGGUUAAGUUAAUGAAUAUGAAGGUAUUAUGCAAAUACAUUAACUGUAAAAUGUCAGAAAUAUUUUAAAAAUCAAAUAAUAGUUUAAUAUUGACACUGGAAUUUAUUAUGUUGUAUUGCCUAAUGGAUGAGACAACGCUUGGCAAAUUGUUUUCAAAACACUAACACAUUACUGAAAUACUUCAUGUGUAAAACAAACGACUGAAUUUUAACAACAAAAACACCAUGUGAAACAUUCAGGUUAUGUUUCUCUUUUCGCGGUAGGUCACGUGAUAAAAUAUAAUUCAAAUAUUUCCCACCGCAAGCGCUGUCAACAGUAGGAAAAUAGAAAGUCGUACUACUGUGGUCCCCCCUAUAUGGUGUCAAGUUUUCUAGCGAUUGGCUACAGGCGUUACCUCUCCUUAUCCUACUUCAUGGCGAAAAGUCAUUUAAAAAGAAAAAAUAACAAUUUUAAAAGAAAAAAUAACAUAAUUUAAAAAAAAAAAUUAUGGAUGCAUUAAUUUUUUCAAUGAAAUCUAUUUUAACUCAGCGACUUAUGUUAAGAAAAUUACGUUGUUUUUGUAUAUUUUCGAAACCUUUGAGUAAUCAUAUUUACUCAUUUCACACAAAUGGCCAACAUCGAAAUACUCAACUUUUUCAGAAUGCUAAAAGUAAUAGUUUAAACUUGUACAAAGUUCAUAAAAGAACAAUGUUUAUCCAAACACAAGAUACACCAAAUCCAAAUAGCUUAAAAUUCUUACCGGGUGUUCAAGUUUUGGAUAAAGGACAAACGAAAGAUUUUCCUUCACUUUCUACUGCCCAAUUUUCUCCUCUUGCAAAAAUGUUAUUUCGCAUUGAAGGAGUUAAAGCUGUAUUUUAUGGUUCUGAUUUUAUAACUGUAACAAAAAUUGAUGAAGAUACCGAUUGGAACUUAUUAAAACCAGAGAUAUUUGCUACUAUUAUGGACUUUUUUGCAAGUGGUUUACCGAUUCUUACGGAAGAACAACCAGUUUCUAAUAGUCAAAUCAAUGAAGAAGAUGAUGAAAUUGUGCAAAUGAUAAAAGAGUUACUUGAUACACGGAUCAGACCAACAGUUCAAGAAGAUGGAGGAGAUAUUGUUUUUGUGGGUUUUGAAGAUGGAAUCGUUAAACUUAAAAUGCAAGGUUCGUGUACAAAUUGUCCCAGUUCAGUAGUAACACUUCGAAAGGGCGUGCAGAAUAUGAUGCAGUUUUACAUACCAGAAGUUUUAGGAGUUAUACAAGUUGAAGAUGAAGUUGAUAAAGUUUCAAAAGAAGAAUUCGAAAAACUUGAAAGUAAAGUGGAAGGAACUGUUUCAACAAAAGAGAAAUAAUAAAAAGAAAACUUUUAUUUUGUAUAUUAUGUACAGCUAAAUUAUUUGUAUCUGACUUUUAUGUUUUAAUUAUAUCAGAAAGAAAUGAUUUAUUAGAAAUUAUGUAAAUAAUUAUAAUUUAUUUUUAAUAUAGAUUUAUGUAAGAUAAUAGGAAAUUGUAUUUUCCUUUGUAUGUGUUUCUUGUAAAUCUAGAGAAAAUUGACUAUUUAAAAAUGAAAUAUAUUUUAAUUUUCUUUUCGAUAA
This is a messenger RNA of Leptopilina boulardi, 1633 nucleotides long. Its product is annotated as NFU1 iron-sulfur cluster scaffold homolog, mitochondrial-like. Bases 548 to 1390 code for a protein of 280 amino acids. The transcript has 4 exons. NCBI's taxonomy places the organism in Eukaryota, Metazoa, Arthropoda, Insecta, Hymenoptera, Figitidae. Gene Ontology annotation, molecular function: iron ion binding; iron-sulfur cluster binding. The record is from RefSeq and is a predicted model, not a curated record. Gene Ontology annotation, cellular component: mitochondrion. Gene Ontology annotation, biological process: iron-sulfur cluster assembly.